CUUAUAAAUGGCUCUGCUUUCUCUCUCUCGUUUCAUUUCACAGUCAAUUUCAUCUCAUCUGGCUCCGUUGGGAAGAUAUUUGAGUACAGGAAAUCACCAGAGGAUCUCUUCCAUUGAUGUUAAUGUGCCAAAUAGAGGACAAUUCAAUGUACUAAAAGGAGGAAGUGGUGUCCAUUCACUGAUAUAUAUUCCAGGUGCCCUAGGCACUGCUAGUACUGAUUAUCAGUACCAGCUGGAGUAUUUCUCCAGACCUGAUUCUAGUUUCAAUAUCGUAGCCUUUGAUCCGUUAGGUUACGGACGUAACAGAUCACAAAGAAGACAGUUUAAAACAGAACCAAUACACUUCCUUCAGCAAGACGGCAUUGAUGCUUAUCACAUCAUGCAAGCAGUAGAGCCAGGAAAACCAUUUUCAGUUCUAGGGUGGAGUGAUGGUGGAGUAGCUGCUUUGUUUCUGUCAGCUCUAUAUCCAUCUUUAGUCAAUAAAUUAGUCGUUUGGGGAGCGAAUGCAUUCUUGACGAAACAAGAUAUUGAAAUGUUUGAGAAGACAAGAGACAUUAAGAAAUGGAGCCCUGGAAUGAGGGACUCUCUUCAAGCCAUAUAUGGAAGUGAUCUACCUCAACUUUGGUCUGACUGGCUGGACAGCAUGAUACACAUAUUUAAUAAACACAAUGGCGACCUUUGCAUGAAGGAGCUAGUCAAAAUAAAAGCACCUACACUUAUUCUCCAUGGAGACAAGGAUCCAUUGGUACCAGAAGUGCAUCCAGUCUAUCUUAAUGAUGCAAUCAGUGAUACCAGAGUCCAUGUAUUCCCUAAUGGUAAACAUAAUAUUCAUAUCAAAUAUUCACAGGAAUUUAAUAAAAUUGUUGAGGAAUUUUUGUUACAAAAAUAAUACGAUAAAAUUUUAAAUAAAAAAAA
Molecule: messenger RNA, 915 nt
Organism: Amphimedon queenslandica
Lineage: Eukaryota; Metazoa; Porifera; Demospongiae; Haplosclerida; Niphatidae
Product: valacyclovir hydrolase-like
Exons: 1
Coding region: 8-889 (293 amino acids)
Molecular function (GO): serine hydrolase activity
Source: RefSeq, a predicted model, not a curated record